This is a messenger RNA of Brienomyrus brachyistius, 1639 nucleotides long. Its product is annotated as fructose-bisphosphate aldolase A. Gene Ontology annotation, biological process: fructose 1,6-bisphosphate metabolic process; glycolytic process. The coding region runs from base 162 to 1256 and encodes 364 amino acids. Gene Ontology annotation, molecular function: fructose-bisphosphate aldolase activity. NCBI's taxonomy places the organism in Eukaryota, Metazoa, Chordata, Actinopteri, Osteoglossiformes, Mormyridae. Gene Ontology annotation, cellular component: cytosol. The transcript has 7 exons. The record is from RefSeq and is a predicted model, not a curated record.
UAUGGUCACAAGCGCCCUCCCUACUUCCCGUCCGUCUCUCUUUGGGACCAUGUGAGUGUCUUCCAUAUCGGUCUUAAAGCGCGUUACAUUUCACUUCCUCUGUUCUCCUUGGGGUGUUACUUCGACGUUUCCUCUUUGAGCAGCGAGUUUAUUGGGUCACCAUGCCGCACGCCUACCCCUUCCUGAGCACUGAGCAGAAGAAGGAGCUCAGUGACAUUGCCCAGAGGAUCGUGGCCCCUGGGAAGGGCAUUCUCGCCGCUGAUGAAUCCACGGGCAGCGUCGCCAAGCGCUUCCAGAGCAUCAACGCCGAGAACACGGAGGAGAACCGGAGGCUGUACCGGCAGUUGCUGUUCACCGCCGACGAACGCGUCAACCCCUGCAUCGGUGGGGUCAUCUUCUUCCACGAGACGCUGUACCAGAAAGAUGACAGUGGCAAGCUCUUCCCCCAGCUCAUCAAAGAGAAGGGAAUGGUGGUGGGGAUCAAAGUGGACAAGGGCGUGGUCCCCCUGGCAGGCACCAAUGGCGAGACCACCACCCAGGGCCUGGACGGGCUCUAUGAGCGUUGCGCGCAGUACAAGAAGGAUGGCGCUGACUUUGCCAAGUGGCGCUGCGUGCUGAAGAUCACCCCCACCACACCGUCCAGCCUGGCCAUCAUGGAGAAUGCCAACGUCCUGGCCAGAUACGCCAGCAUCUGCCAGAUGCAUGGCAUCGUGCCAAUCGUGGAGCCCGAGAUCUUGCCUGACGGCGACCACGACCUGAAGCGCUGCCAGUACGUGACGGAGAAGGUCCUGGCUGCGGUCUACAAGGCCCUGUCUGACCACCAUGUCUACUUGGAGGGCACCCUGCUGAAGCCCAACAUGGUGACAGCCGGACACUCCUGCUCUCACAAGUUCAGCUCUCAGGAGAUUGCCAUGGCAACUGUCACUGCCCUCCGCCGCACAGUGCCCCCUGCAGUUCCUGGUAUCACCUUCCUGUCUGGAGGUCAGAGUGAGGAGGAGGCCUCCAUUAACCUGAAUGCCAUCAACCAGUGUCCCCUGCACAAGCCCUGGGCUCUCACCUUCUCGUACGGCCGUGCUCUGCAGGCCUCUGCCCUCAAGGCCUGGGGGGGCAAGAAGGAGAACGGCAAGGCCUGCCAGGAGGAGUACAUUAAGAGGGCCCUGAGUAACAACCAGGCUGCCCUUGGGAAGUAUGUGACCUCUGGGGACAAAAGUGCCGCAGCAGGAGAGUCCCUGUUUGUGGCCAACCACGCAUACUGAACCCGGAACAUUCCACUUCCGAGUCCAGCCGCCACACUCCUCCUCGACUCAAUUAAGCAGCUCCUUUUCCAAAGUCUGCCACCCCAUUCCCACUUCCUGUUUCUUCCAAGUGUGGAGUCACUAGAGAACCUUUUGUUUCUGUUUAGCAGGAAAGGGUCAAAUGUGUCACAUUAUGUAUUUUUUGAGAUAUCCACUUCCAUGCGUCCUGUCUGUAAACGCGUCCGGGUGUGGACGUGCUUCCUGCCAGUUGUGACGUUUCACUUGCAGUGUAUGUAAUUCCCUAAAGCAUGUGCCUUCUAUUGCCCAGAAAUCUAUUGUGGGAAUGAAUUUUACCAUAAAACAUUGUAUACUGUACACUGGAAAAUAAAUUAUUCUUCCCCCCA